Molecule: messenger RNA, 1082 nt
Organism: Peromyscus eremicus (cactus mouse)
Lineage: Eukaryota; Metazoa; Chordata; Mammalia; Rodentia; Cricetidae
Exons: 5
Coding region: 193-885 (230 amino acids)
Source: RefSeq, a predicted model, not a curated record
ACGUCUUUUAAGGUUCCUCGAACCCGGCGCACUGCUCACGAGGGCUGGGGCUGCGAUCCGGCCGGAGCAUCGUACGCCGGUCAGUGCUACCGGCUGCCGGGAGCCGCGACCGCGGCGGAAAUCUCAUUUGAGUUUCUGGAUGACAGGAUUCAGGAAGACGGCCCCAUAUUUAAUCCACGGAGCCCAACCUAUAUGAAAGACGUUAUCAAUCAUAUACCAAAAGCCGUUAAGGAUGGGAAUUACCUAUUUAUAGGUAUAAUAUUGACUAUCUACCAUAGGUUUGUGACCACCUGGGAGAUGCUGGACUUAAUUAUGGACACGUAUGGACCUUUGCAGCCAGACUGUAUGGAGGAUCAGGAAAAAAGGAAUGCCUUGUUAUCCUUCCUGUCGAUAUGGAUGUCAAAACAACCCCGGGACUUCAGGUCUCCAAACCUUGCCGUGGCCAAGAGGCUCGUGAAAUAUCUAUGGCCCGAUGAGCCUGCAAAAGACUUCACUCUCCAAGGGGAGGCGCUGGAGGAGCAGGACUGUAAAAUGGGUGAGGAGGCCUGGGAUGAUGGACUCCUCAGGAAAGUUAAUACAGAGGCACCCAUGCAGGAUGCAUUAGGGAUGGUGGAGACUCUACAUGUGGGACCAACUUCUGUGGCAGGGCCCCGGGAAUUUCUGAAAACCCAAGAUGACACAGACCUGGCCCUUGGGGAACCAACCGUGCCAGAAGCUGGACCAGUACCACUUCAAACUUCAGACCAGCCUCUGCCCACUGAUGCACAGCCACCUCUAGAAGUGGCUGCAGAUGUUCCAGAUGCUGGGCGGCUCUUUCUAGUUUCUGUUGUGCAACUGGGUGCACCAGAGCCCUUUUUCCCUCUGCCUGAUGUUGACAUAGAUUGAGAUUGUUUAUUACCUGCCGAGUUCCACCCAGGACCAGCUGUCCUUCCCGUCUUUAGAGAAAGUAUCUCCUUUCGUUGUGUUUAAAACUUUUUAUUGUUGUUUUCAAAGUUAAUAUUAAUAUUGCCUUUAAUUAUAUUUAAUUAUUCUUCCUUGUUUUUUCAAUAUUAAUAUUUAUUAAUAAACAUUAAGUAUGCCUA